AUGUCAUUGAUUGAACUGCCACAAAAUAUUUCUUCGUUGUUUUCCUGUGUUCACAGAGUGGAUGGUGGAUCUCUGGCUUCAAAAAUUCGUAAAAAUAAGAAAAGAAAAAUUGGAAAACCCAUUACUCAUAGCAGAAAGGUUGAUCUGCUACUAAAAUUCGCAAUAGUUCAAGAGAAAUAUUUGUUGGAGAAGUUGCUAGGACAGUCUGUUAUUAUCAGUUUCAUUUAUGGCAUUGUUUAUUUCUUAGAAAAUAAAGGUAGUAUUUACAUCAUGGAUUGUCCUGGAGGUAGUAUUGCACGUUUAACCAAGAAAGCUCAAUUAGAAGCUCCUCUAUACAUUACAGAUAUUCGUGAGUUAAUUUUAUCAAUCAUUACAAUGUUAGAAUUGAAGAAUGCAAUCAGAGAGAUGUUAAAAAUACUUGAAAAAAUAGAGGAUGAUGAAUCUGAAAUGCAAAUUUUUCAGAGACAUAAAAACAAGCAUUCG
This is a messenger RNA of Entrophospora candida, 483 nucleotides long. NCBI's taxonomy places the organism in Eukaryota, Fungi, Glomeromycota, Glomeromycetes, Entrophosporales, Entrophosporaceae. The record is from the annotation of a GenBank genome assembly.